Messenger RNA from Penicillium canariense, 2646 nucleotides. RefSeq names its product putative transcriptional corepressor Cyc8 (gene cyc8). Gene Ontology annotation, molecular function: RNA polymerase II cis-regulatory region sequence-specific DNA binding; chromatin DNA binding; protein binding. The record is from RefSeq and is a predicted model, not a curated record. Gene Ontology annotation, biological process: regulation of gene expression. Lineage: Eukaryota; Fungi; Ascomycota; Eurotiomycetes; Eurotiales; Aspergillaceae. Bases 1 to 2646 code for a protein of 881 amino acids. The transcript has 6 exons.
AUGUCGCAUACGCAACCCUCGCCCACCGCGGGGGUAGCCCAGCACCACGCCGCCAUGGCCGCGCACGCCCAAGUCAAUGGUCAUAUGCCUUCUGCCGCCAUUCCCGCGCAAGGCCAGAAGGGAGUCUCCCUCACCACGGCCCAGAAGAUCGCCGCCCUCAAUGAGCAGGUGUGGCUGCAAAUCGGCAGCUUGACCGAACUAAUGGGCGAUUUGGAUGGUGCCAUGAAUGCGUAUGAACAGGCUCUGCGCCACAACCAAUGGUCGAUUCCGGCCAUGAAUGCCAUCUCUUGCAUCCUGCGUACCAAGGAACAGUUCCCCAAAGCGAUCGAGUACCUUCAGAACAUCUUGAAGCUGGACCCCACCAGUGGAGAGACCUGGGGCAGCUUGGGUCACUGCCAUUUGAUGAUGGAUAACCUGCAAGAGGCCUACACCUCCUACCAGCAGGCUCUGUACCACCUGCGCGAUCCGAAGGAGCCCAAGUUGUGGUAUGGAAUUGGUAUCCUGUAUGAUCGCUAUGGAUCCCUGGAUCACGCCGAGGAGGCCUUCUCUCAGGUCAUGCGCAUGGCUCCUGAGUUUGAGAAGGCCAACGAGAUUUAUUUCCGUCUGGGCAUCAUAUACAAGCAGCAGCAGAAGUUCAGUCAGAGUCUGGAGUGCUUCAAGUACAUUGUCAGUGAUCCGCCACGCCCUCUGACCGAGGAGGAUAUCUGGUUCCAGAUCGGUCACGUUCACGAGCAACAGAAGGACUUCGACUCUGCUCAGGCUGCCUACCGACGCGUCCUGGACCGCGACCCCAACCACGCCAAGGUCCUUCAGCAGCUGGGAUGGCUCUACCACCAGCAGAGCAACAGCUACGCGAGCCAAGAGAAGGCCAUUGAGUACCUGGAGAAGUCCGUGAGUGCCGACAACGGCGAUGCGCAAAGCUGGUAUCUGCUCGGUCGCUGCUACAUGUCUCAGGCCAAAUACCCCAAGGCCUACGAAGCCUACCAGCAGGCAGUCUACCGCGAUGGUCGCAAUCCCACCUUCUGGUGCUCGAUUGGUGUGCUCUACUACCAGAUCAAUCAAUACCGCGAUGCGCUCGAUGCUUACUCUCGUGCGAUUCGCCUCAACCCGUACAUUUCCGAGGUGUGGUAUGACUUGGGCACCCUUUACGAGUCGUGCAACAACCAGAUUGCCGACGCUCUCGAUGCCUACGGCCGUGCUGCGGACCUUGACCCGAGCAACGUCCACAUCAAGGCCCGUCUGCAGCUACUCCAGAGCCAGCUAUCUGGCUCUGCUCAGCAAAGCAACGCCCCAGCUCCUCAGCCCCAGGAUGUGCACCCUCAGGCCUACCAGGCGCCCGGUGUUGGUGCUCCUCCUGCACCUCAGUGGGGUGCCCCCGCCCCGGCUCCUGCACCUGCUCCGGUUGGCCCUCCGCCUCAGGCCCCCGCUCCCCCACGGCAGAUUGCAGACUGGAACCGGGGUAUCAAUGAGCUGCAGUCGCAACAGCCCCCCUUGCCACCCGCGAAUGGCCUUGACCAGCGUGAUGCCGGUCGUGCUCCUGGUGCUGCUCCUCAGGUCAGCCCUCGUCAGGAGCCUGGCCGGGCGUUCCCCGACCCUGCUCGUGCCGGCGCUCCUCCUCGCUCACCCAAGAUGGGCGGCCCCAGUGCUUACCCUCCGCCUCACACCCUGCCCCAGCUGGGAAAUGCGCCUGCCUCCGGUCAUGAGCGUGCCCCCAGUGGUGGCAAUGCGCCCUUCGGCGCUGCUGCUCGCGGUCCUCUUCCUCCUGCGCCCACUGGUGCUCCGGCUCCUAGUGGUCCUAACGGUGGUGCCGCUCCUGGUGCCCCUGCUCCCCCUUACGGACACCGUCCCUUCACCCCUCCUACUGAGAUCCGUCCCAUUCGCGAUGAGCGUCCCUCCUCCCCUGGCUCGGGCUACCCCCACCAGCAGUACCACCACGGCCCGAGCGCUCCCACUUCGGGCGGCAGCACUACGGGUAUCGCUUCCGGUGCCCCGGCCCCUGCGUCGGCUGCCGCAGCUGCUGAUGCAGCUGCUCGCGAGCGUGGCGAUGACCGUCCCGGGUCUGCGAUGAAACGCGGACGUGAAUGGGAAGGCGAAACCGGCCCUGUCAAGAAGCAGGCUAGCGAUGAGAACCGCGCUCGCCUGGAUGACCAGAACAGCCGUCGCCCAAGCCCGCCUGCUCGUCUGCCCUCUCCUGGUGAGAUGCAGCAACGCAGCUCGUCUGAGGCCCGUCGCGAGGAUGCUCGCCGGGCCAACGAGAACUAUCACCCCUCCGAGGCGGCUCACCACCCUCCCACCUUGCCGUCCAUUCAAAACAUGCCUCCCCAUGCCGCUGGGGGACCCAGCCUUCCUCCUAUGGCUGAGAGCUCUGCUCCCCCUUCCUCCAACGGACCCCCUUCCGGUCCUCCUUCGGCUAACACGCCGGUCAAGGAGGAGCCUCCCCGGCCGGAGGCGCCCUCGUCGCACGAGCCCGCCGCUCGGAAGAUGGAUGUUGACGAGGACUACGAUGACGAUGUAGAUGAGGAGAAGAAGGCUGGCGCCGUCGCCAAGGGUUCCCCCAACGGCAGCGCCGCGGGCACCACCACCACCAACGGAAAUGGAGUCAGCAACGGCCGUCCGGGCACGCCCUCGAAGACUGAGGCUGCGUAA